This is a messenger RNA of Betta splendens (Siamese fighting fish), 2695 nucleotides long. RefSeq names its product coagulation factor XIII, A1 polypeptide b (gene f13a1b). The transcript is spliced from 15 exons. Gene Ontology annotation, biological process: blood coagulation, fibrin clot formation; peptide cross-linking. Gene Ontology annotation, molecular function: protein-glutamine gamma-glutamyltransferase activity. The record is from RefSeq and is a predicted model, not a curated record. Lineage: Eukaryota; Metazoa; Chordata; Actinopteri; Anabantiformes; Osphronemidae. The coding region runs from base 199 to 2418 and encodes 739 amino acids.
GCUCCCAUGUUGAGCAGCUACACCCACAACAACACUGUUUCCCUGCAGACACACACACACACACACACACACACACACACACACUGACAGCUCGUACUUACUGCAGGGAACCGUAUAUAAGCGGGAGCAGAGCAGAGGACGGAGCGACAGCAGAGUCCUCUGAGUCCUGCGACAGAUCUCACACCCCGACCUCGCACCAUGUCUGACCGACCAACUGCUACUCCCUCUGCACCCCCCCCUGCUCCCUCCGGACCCCCUCCCAAGGUGACAAGCCGUGGACGCACCACGGUUCCCGUCGCCAACUCCAACAGCGACUCAGCGGACAUCCCACAGUUUGAGCCCUUUGGCAGCCCGAGGGGCGUUCCACCUCUGACCGAGUAUCUUGACAUCUGGGACGUGGACAUGAUUAAAAAGCAAGAUGAGAACAACAAGCUAGAUCACCACACGGAGCUGUACCAGUCUGACUAUCUCAUCGUUCGCCGGGGGCAGGAGUUCCAGGUCAAGAUCACCUUUAACCGGACUUACAAACCUGCUGAUGACAAGUUUGCCGUGGAGUUCGUCAUCGGCUCCAGCCCACAGUACAGCAAGGGCACCUAUGUUCCUGUCUACCCCACGAAGGAGCGUCAGAGCCCCUGGAAGGGCCGCAUCACCCACACCUCAGACAACCAGGUCACCAUGGGCAUCACGCCUGCAGCCAACUGCAUUGUGGGAAAGUACCACAUGUACGUUGCUGUGGCAACGCCCUAUGGCAUCCGCAGGACCACACGGGACAGCGCCAGAGACCUCUACAUCCUCUUCAACCCCUGGGCGGCAGAUGACGCUGUGUUUCUGGAUGAUGAGGAGGAGAGGAAGGAGUGCGUGAUGAAUGAGAUGGGCAUCAUCUAUCACGGCGCCUUCGAUGACAUCGCUGAGAGGGACUGGAACUACGGGCAGUUCAACUAUGGAGUUCUGGAUGCCUGUUUAUUCAUCCUGGACCAGUCUGAGAUGCCCAUCACCAACAGAGGAGACCCCAUGAUAGUGACCAGACAGGCUUCUGCCAUGCUGGACUCUCUUGAUGACAACGGGGUGCUGGUGGGGAACUGGACUGGGGACUAUACCUAUGGAGUGGCGCCCACUUCCUGGACUGGCAGCACCGACAUCCUGCUGACCUACGCCACCAGCAAGAUGCCCGUGUGCUACGCUCAGUGCUGGGUCUAUGCUGCCGUCUUCAACACCUUCCUGCGCUGUCUGGGCAUCCCGGCUCGGGUGGUCACCAACUAUUACUCCGCCCACGACAACGAUGGAAACCUGAGGACUGACAUCAUCUUGGAUGAGAACGGCCGGGCGGAUCGUCAGCGCACCAAGGACUCCAUCUGGAACUAUCACUGCUGGAAUGAGUGCUACAUGAGCAGACCAGACCUGCCCUCAGGCUUCGGAGGCUGGCAGGUCGUUGAUGCAACACCACAGGAGACCAGUGAUGGCAUGUACAGAUGUGGUCCUGCUUCAGUUCAAGCCAUCAAACACGGCCAGCUAUGCUUUCCCUUCGAUGCUGCCUUUGUAUUUGCAGAGGUCAACAGCGACGUAGUGUUUUACUCCAGGAAGAAAGAUGGGACCAUGCAGCCCGUCAAGGUGAACAAGACUCAUGUAGGACGCAUGAUUCUGACCAAAACCCCAGGAGACGUUACUCGGCGAGACAUCACACAUCAGUACAAGUUCCCAGAAGGCAGUGCAGAGGAGCGAACCGUCCUGGAAAGAGCAGAGGACUAUGGCUGCAAGAGAGACAAGUCCGAGCUCCCCGUGGCCGACGUGGACCUGGUCCUGCCCGCUCUGGAGAUCAGCGUGGGCGACGACUUCGAGCUGAGCCUGGAGUUUGUCAACCGAAGCGACCAGCAGCGCACUGUGGACAUGUACGUCAGUGGGAGCGUGGUGUAUUACACUGGCGUCAGCAAAAACGAGAUCCUGUUCAAGAAUCCCACCGUGAAGAUCGGCCCCAGCGCCAGUGUUACUGAGGUGAUAAGUGUCGAGUCAAAGAACUACUUGAAGCACCUGGUGGAACAGGCCAACCUACACUUCAUCGCUACUGGGAAGAUCAAGGAGACCAGCCACAUUGUCUCUGCCAUGAAAGUGGUCUCACUGCGCAAUCCCAAACUCACCAUUGAGGUGUCUGGUGAAGGCAAAGUUCACGAGGAGAUGGUGGCGACUGUGCAGUUCACAAACCCGUUCAGCUUCAACUUGGAGCAGGUCUACGUCCGCAUGGAGGGACCUGGCCUCAUGGUGCCCAAGUUCAAAUACUACAGUCUGGUUGCGGCUGGCUCCUCCCUCACCUGGGCCGAGUACUUCACUCCGCAGAGAGCUGGCUUCACCAGGUUGUUCGCCACUUUGGACUGUCCCAAUCUCAGGCAGGUCUACGGCCAGGUGUCCAUCACCAUCAAGCCCUGAGGGGGCGCUGCAGGACCGCUGGCACCAUUUAACUCAGUUACAGGCCUAUAACAUACUGUAGGCUUACAGUUAUUCGUAGUAUAAGGUAGCAACAUCGUUCAAGAUUGGAGGUAAUAGUAAUGUCAUUAUAAUCUAAAAAACAUAUAUUUUACGUUUACGAAACAAUCAGGUACAAUAAAAAACAACAAUAAAUAACAGUUUGUGAUCUUUGAUCCUAUAUGAAAACUUGACUCUAUUGUAAGCAACUAACUGACAGUAAAACAAUUCUGAGGCUUGA